UUAUGUGAGCAGACAAAUUAUUGCGUGUGGACGGGUUUCAAAGCACAUUGAGCCGCUAAACGCAAAAAUACUGAACUACAGAACCUGCUACUGAAACUCGCACCCUAAAUCAGCAUAAGUGUAUAGAAAGCUCACGUUCUGAUGAAAAUAUAGAAUGCUACAAUUUCCAUCGCGAAAUAAGUAUAUGUAUAAAAGAUAAAAGUAGUGAAAGAGGAGAGAUAUGCUGAAGAACGGGCAACGCAUGGAAUAACAGUUUUAUUUUAGAAGAAGGCCGAGCUAAAUUUAUUUACCCUUGCUUCCUUGCAGUGAAACGUUUCGAGAGAUGGGGCUAUUACACACAUCUAUCAAUAUAGUCUGUUCAUGUGAACCGGCAAUGGCGUUUUAACAUUCGACAGCCAAUGCUACUUUACCGCACAACAGACAAAAACGGUUGUGUUAACAAUCUAUGCACUGGCAUCUUUGAAAUCAAAGAUGGCACCAAAAAAGUAUUUUGAUAAGUGAACCGAAAUGGGAAUGUGAUUUAUGUAAAUAAUCAGACAAUAUUAUAAACUAUGUGAUGGUGGGAAAAACACAUGGCGUGCAAGGAAGGAAAUGUCCAACCUCAGCACUUUGUCGAAGAAAUUGAUUACAAUGAAAUAAAAAAGAUACAGGUUGUAGGGAAAGGUUCAUUUGGCGUUGUUUGGAAAGGAAAAUGGCGGAACAUUGAUGUAGCUGUAAAACACAUAGAUUCUGAAGCAGAAAAGAAGGCAUUUGCAGUUGAAGUGAGACAGCUGUCAAGGAUAAAUCAUCCCAAUAUUGUAAAACUUUAUGGUGCCUGCACUCAAAAUCCAAAUCCAGUAUGUCUUGUGAUGGAAUAUGCAGAGGGAGGUUCACUGUACAAUGUUCUUCACUGUCGACCGUUACCUAAAUACACUGCAGGCCAUGCUAUGAGCUGGGCAUUGCAGUGUGCUAAUGGUGUAGCUUAUCUGCACAACAUGAAACCAAAAGCAUUAAUACACAGGGAUCUUAAACCACCAAACCUUCUUCUCAUAAUGGGUGGAAAAGUACUCAAAAUAUGUGACUUUGGAACAGCCUGUGAUAAGAAAACCUAUAUGACAAACAAUAAAGGGAGUGCUGCUUGGAUGGCUCCCGAAGUGUUUGAAGGUUCAAGCUAUACCGAAAAAUGUGAUGUCUUUAGUUGGGGAAUUAUUCUGUGGGAAGUUUUGAGCAGGCGGAAGCCUUUUGAUGACAUUGGUGGCUCAGCUUACAGAAUUAUGUGGGCUGUGCAUACUGGUGAACGACCACCCCUAAUAGAAGGAUGCCCACGACCCAUUGAAUCUCUUAUGACCAGGUGUUGGGACAAAAAUCCAGCAAACAGACCAUCAAUGGAUGAAGUUGUUCAUAUAAUGAAUGCACUUUUUCCAUUCUUUACUGGGUAUGAUGAACCUGUACAAUAUUCUUCUGGAGAUGAAGAGUCUUCUCAAGGUAGUGCUCUGCCAGAAGAAUAUGACUCAGAUGAUGAAGACACACAAGCUGAGAUGGGAACAACUUUGACAGAUCGUUCAAAGACCCAAGUCUCUUCAACAUCAACAAUGAAUGGUUCUAUUAUGACACAAGGAAAAACAGAGCUGGUGGCAGAGAGUCUGAAGAAACCUCUACAAAUUGAAGUUGACCCUUAUCCUUGGACACUGGAACCGAAGGAUCAAGAUAGAGGCAGAAGAUCCACUGAAGGAAUAAGGUUGAGGGAACCCAACCCGUAUAUAGGUUGGCAAUCAGAUGAUGAUAUGAGGAAGACAAGACCUGGCACUAUAGAAAUAAUGAAGACAACUGGGUCUGACAAGUCAGUGCUUGUACAAAAUGCACCAACAAGUGGCAGCAGCAGCACGACACACGAAGAAUUGGACAAUGUGUAUCUAAUGUUGGAUCCUCAGUUGCAUCCUAUUUCUCCAGACAACACAUGUAAGGAAUCGGUGCAAAUCUUCGAGGAGCACAAGCGGUUGGCACAAGAAUACCUAAAGGUGCAAACUGAGAUUGCCUACCUGUCUCGACACAUGGAUCAGUUAGCAGAAAGGCUUAGUGAGGCUGAGGGCCUGAGCCAGUUGGACCAACAGGACUCAGAGCGGCUGCAAGAGGAGUUACGCAAACUUGAAAAUGAAAAGGAAAACCUACAAAAACUUCAUAGGAAUCUUAAACGACAACUGGAACUUAUUAAGGGUCAAAGAAGAGAGAGUGUUGGAAAUGAUGGAUGGGUCGUUGUGCCACACCAGGACCACUCUCACUUAACUUAGCUGCUGCUGAGUGUGUCUCCAAGUACUAUAUUUUUAUACCAAGAGUGAAUGUGACUGUAAUGCAUAUAAAAGUGAAGUAAUAAGUUUGGUCCUCGAUGAUUUGUGUUCUGUUAAUACUACUAAAACUUUUAAUUGCUGACCUGUAAAAAAAGCAUUUAUAGUAUUUGUGUCAGACUGAUGUGUGUAUUUUAUUGUAUCUUAUUUUGUUUUUCAAUGAAAACCGCAGAUUGCCCUGUGGAGUGUUCUUUCUCCAGUCUGCAAAGGUGUUUUCAUUUGCCUUGCCUGUAAUUUUCGGCAACAACAUCUGUGACUUGAUUUAUCUGUCAGUUUACCAUUGUAUUGCUCAAAUCCUUAUAUAGAUCUGUUUCUUGUUUUCAUAUAUAUAAAAAGUAGAAUAUCUUCAAGUGAAGUCAUAUGACUCAAAAGGAAGCAUUCACAAAAUAUUCUUGUGACAACAUGCCAGUUUUCAUGAGGUAGUUAUUAAGGAAAUAAUGACAAAGUUAGUGGAUUGCACUAAUAUUUAAUGUUGAGUAAGUGUACACAAGAAAGACUGUUGAAUAGUAUUUUUGUGUUUGCUUACAAGAUGACUUCAUGUUAAUUAUAGACUGGACACAACCAUAUUUAUGAAAAAACUAUUGCAUUAUGCACUUCUGUUGUACUUAACUGUUCAAGUGACAGACUUAAUUGUGAGCCCUUUGUUUGUAUUGUCCUGUAAAUGCUGAGGUGUGGCUGGAACAGGUGUAAAAAAAUUUAAGUUGUUAGAGAAAACAAUGACAAGAAGUAUACCAAACUAGUAAUGGUGUUAGUCUGAUAACAUUUCCUCAAAUGUGACCUAUCUAUUUGAAGGUUAGCCAUUUUUUAUGAACAAUGUUGGUGAGUAGUUUUACACUAAUUUAUUUACAUUAGGCCAUUCAUUUUAUAAGUCACCACAUAUGAACAGUGGAGACAGAAUGGGGUUUUGAUUAUUGUAAACAAAAUUUUAUACUGGAAUGCAUACUGAUGCAAAGAGGAUCAUGCCAAUGCAGUAUCACCAUUCUAUAAAUACUUCACGUAAACGAAACUAUUCUGUAAUUGUUUUAUUUUUGUGAUUUUGUCAAAAUGUGCAUUUGGUUUAAAUAUUUAUGUCAGUAUAAUACAACUCAAAAUAUUCUCAGUGUAAAAGUCAAACCCUUUCUUUGUUACUUAUUUACAGUCGGGUAAAAAUUGUUUGUUUGCUGGCCUGCACUUAGUUUAAACUUUUAUGUUCUUGUUCAUGUAGAAGGAUUGAAACAAGGAAGUUUAUUUGUAGUGGAUUAAGCAAACUUUGUUUCAUAUUCAAUUUUCCAUCUGGGUGAAGCAUGAGAGAUCGUUGUUGCAUAUGUUUUGACCAUAUGGCUCCUGCUGUGUAUGAAGUGAAUUAUAAAACACACGAGUUGUCAAAGAACAUUUUAUGUUGACAUGCAUUACCACUGUUUAAAGUAAAACUGCAAUGUGUUUUAGUAAAUGGACUACCGUGUAUUCAUUCCAUAACAUUGCUAGUCUAGUAAAGUAAAGUGAAGUGAUUUACAUUGUUCAUUGAAUGCACCUGUUUCUGAAACAAUAUGCCAAAAUAUUGACUGAAUUUGACAGUCUGUGAGAAACCGUUUUAGGGUAUGCAAAUAUUACUCUAAUGCUGCGGGCAGCAUGUUAUACUGUUCAUUAGAUGUCUUGUGAAAGUUCCUGUAUUAUCUGUAUGACUGACCUUUUGUAAAGAGAUGUAAAUUUGUCAUAUUCAGCUAACUGUAAAUUGUAUGUCCAUAAUGUAAAUACAUUUUGAUAUUCUUUGUGA
Schistocerca gregaria is the source of this 4074-nucleotide messenger RNA. RefSeq names its product mitogen-activated protein kinase kinase kinase 7-like. The transcript has 12 exons. Gene Ontology annotation, molecular function: ATP binding; MAP kinase kinase kinase activity; magnesium ion binding. The record is from RefSeq and is a predicted model, not a curated record. Gene Ontology annotation, biological process: JNK cascade; positive regulation of canonical NF-kappaB signal transduction; protein phosphorylation. Lineage: Eukaryota; Metazoa; Arthropoda; Insecta; Orthoptera; Acrididae. The coding region runs from base 573 to 2267 and encodes 564 amino acids.